Ilex paraguariensis (yerba mate) is the source of this 783-nucleotide messenger RNA. The record is from the annotation of a GenBank genome assembly. NCBI's taxonomy places the organism in Eukaryota, Viridiplantae, Streptophyta, Magnoliopsida, Aquifoliales, Aquifoliaceae.
AUGAUGGGGGAUAAGGAUCAAAGACCACCCCAAUCACGACCUUCUCUUAAAGCUCAUGUGUCUUUCAACAAUUAUCCCAAGUGGAAAGACAAGCUCAGAGAAAACUGUUACAAAAGGGUCCGAGAGGAUCGAACACGUCUCCUUUGGAAAAUGAGGUUGCCUGAGGGGCCUGAGGAUCAAUCUCUUAAUCAUAAGGAGUUAAUUAAAUCAACUUUCCGGGACAUAGUUACUGAUGAACUAAGAAAAAUUAAGGACACACCUUUGAAGGACUAUUCUGCUACCUUAAUUCCUGCUCCUGAUACUGAUGAUGCAAUAUGGGAAUAUGAGGGUCUUCACACAGCUUAUCAAGGCGAAUGUGAAGAAAUUUUGUUAGAAAUGCAAAGGAUAUUUUAUGAGGAUCUUAAGACACAGAAAAGUAGAAGAGAACCGGAACGCUAUAUCAGAACUUGGGAGGAUGAAGAAGACGAGUACUUAGCACGUGCAGUUUAUGAGCAUAUGCAGCUGAAUGAUAAGCAGGUGCAGAAGUUAUGGUGCCCCAUCUGCAAGCAAGGAGAGUUGCAGGAGAACUGCAGUUUUAUACAUUGCACCCGGUGUGAGCUUAAGCUCACUAGAGGCGAUGAGGUUACUUUGGACUUGUUGCGAACUCGGCUGGCUGAAGCUCAUGCAGAACAUCUUGAUAGGGGAUGCAGGUUGCGACCCAAGAUCUGUAUCGAGUCAAGAUUUGAUCUAACUGCACUGUACAUUGAGUGUGAAGGUUGCAGUACAUUUGACAUUGUAAUAUAG